Fonsecaea pedrosoi CBS 271.37 is the source of this 777-nucleotide messenger RNA. RefSeq lists its product as uncharacterized. The coding region runs from base 1 to 777 and encodes 258 amino acids. The record is from RefSeq and is a predicted model, not a curated record. Lineage: Eukaryota; Fungi; Ascomycota; Eurotiomycetes; Chaetothyriales; Herpotrichiellaceae. The transcript has 4 exons.
AUGGACGCACCGAAUAGCAUUGAUGCUGAUGUUAUAACUUUUCCGACUGCGAACGAGGGGAAGCAAACACCUCCUCCUCAAUUGAAUACAGACGCGACAACUGUAAUCCAUUCCUCACCACUACCGGACAGAUCCAGGUCCAGACAAGGCAGUCGGGCUCGAAAACGUACAAACGAGGAGAUCUAUCAGCCACCUGAAAUUGCGAAGUCGAGUCCUACAAGUACAAGGCUCCAGAGAACUGCAACUCUCCCAACAAUGCCCGAGGCUGAAGCAUCCCAUGCUUGGACCAAGACUUUCGAGCAUCAAGGCCCGCCUCAAACCGGUGAGAACACCUCGUUUCAGCCAGCCGGUAGAGAGACUGUUGCAGUCCCUGCUCCGUUACCCCAACGCAAUGGUUUUGUCAAAGAGAUCUACGACUAUCAACAGCAACUAGAGCUCGAAUUCCGAGAGUUCGAGCGAGCGAUGAACGAGAGAGACAUCUCUGUAGACUUGGAUGCAAUCGAUUGGGACGAACUUGAAGCGCGGUAUAAUAGGGAGAUUCAGCCUUGCCUUGCAGCUGAGAGGGAGAUUAUGGAAGAGUUCAAUGCCCGCUCCGCGCAAUUCUCGCUCUAUAUGCAAGUAUCAAACGAACAUGAAUCUGAGAGGGCCAUCAAGAGACUUCGCACACGGAUCGCUCUUGCUCAAAAUUCGGAGAAGUUAUUAGCCGAGAAACAAGCCCACCACACAAACGUUCUUGAGGCUUUUCAGAGUGCUAUGGCGCUCUUAGGCAGUCUUUGA